This is a messenger RNA of Psylliodes chrysocephalus, 6050 nucleotides long. The record is from the annotation of a GenBank genome assembly. Lineage: Eukaryota; Metazoa; Arthropoda; Insecta; Coleoptera; Chrysomelidae.
UGUACGUGUAUGUACACAUUGUGCCGUAAUUCAAUUAACCGGUCUAAUUAUCGCAAUUAAAUCCAUCGGAUACACUCGGGUUAACAGUUACUUGAUUGGAUUGACCUUUGUGACCUCCAUUCUCCAUUUCCAAUUACACGCUUAUCUAAAUAUUUAAAAUAAUAUACCCGGGGCAUUAUGUUGUAUUGAAUUGUAUAGUGCAACUUUAUAACGUCGAUAUAUGACGAAAUUAACAACAGAAUUUCGGUUCGUUUGUAAUGCUUGAUGUGUGGUUUAUUACUGUCAAUAGUGUUUUUUUCUGUAAGAUCUAUCGCACAACUCAUAAACGACUUGGUUGACAAUGACUGAUCUAAAAGUAGCAGUUGUUGGUUCAGGAGUAAUAGGUUUAACAACAGCAAUUGAGUUACAGAAAAGCAUCAGAAACGCAAAUGUUAGUAUUUUAUCUGACGGUUUCAAUGAAGACACGACCAGUUGGGUGGCAGCGGGGAUCUUUAGACCUGGCGGUGAAUUUAAAGGAGAAAAUAAAGAAAUUACGCAAAAAUGGAUAGACGAUUCCUGGUAUUAUUGGAAAAAUAUACAAGACAGUAGAUAUGGAGCAGAAGCUGGAGUUACUGAAUUAUCGGGAUAUACGUUUUCAAAUAGAUCUGAAAACGCAGUUAGAAAUCCGUACAUCGAGAAGCUGGUUCCCAUCUACAGACCCGCUACAGAAACAGAGCUAACUUCGCUAUGUCCGCAAAAAUGGAAGUUCGGUUCUUAUUACUCAACUUUACUUAUCGAAAAUAGCAUUUAUCUACCGUGGGCUACAGAAAAGUUCAAAGCCGAUGGAGGAACCGUUAUACAUCAACGCGUUGACAGUUUACCUUCGUUGGGAGAAAAAUAUGAUAUUGUUGUUAAUUGUGCAGGAUUGGGGUCGCAAACUUUGUGCAAUGAUGACGAGCUUGUGCCUGUUCGAGGACAGGUCAUUAAGGUAGAUGCACCAUGGCUGAAAAUGUUCUUUUAUGCGGAUAGCUCCACCUAUAUCAUCCCAGGCUUCAAAUCAGUCACAUUAGGUGGCUGUAGAGAAUUGGGUUCCUACGAUUUAAACCCGGACAAAUACGUAUCCCUAGGUAUUAGAGAACGGUGUGAAAACCUAGUACCUAGUCUCAAAGGGGCUAGAGAAAUUAGAACGUUGGUAGGGUUAAGACCUUACAGAAAAUCUGUAAGAGUAGAAAAGGAAACCAAGAUUUGCAUGUGUGGUAAAAAGGUGAAGAUUGUACAUCAUUAUGGACAUGGAGGGUAUGGUGUGACUGCUGCUCCAGGAACCUCUCUACAUGCUGUAAGAUUAGUUAAAGAGAUGUGGGCUGGAAAUAGUAAAUUAUAAUACAAAUAAUAAUUACUGGUUUUUGAUAGAUAUAAUAAGGAUAGAUUUUACCUAUAACAUUUAACCUAUAACAUUUAAUACAAGUAAUAAAUAGUAUAAAUAGAAGUAAUUAAAAAAAAAUUAUUGAAAAUUAAUCUAAGAUUAUCCAGCAAGCACAUAAGCAACUCAUCUUAUUGAGCUGCAAUUCCGAGAUCUUUAAGUUCGCAUGCAAAGUACUUUUAAUCCCUAAUAUCCAUGCAACCUCCGGAUGUCUGCAACAGUAUUACUUUUAUAGCACAUCUUUACUAAAAUUGGUCAUAAAAAAAUUAAAAAAUUCAAAAAAUAUAUAUAUAUAUUUUUAAUAAAUAAAAUUAAAACAUUGUGAUUAGUAUUUACUUGAACCCAACUUGAGAGAGAGAUGAUCCUAUGUUCUUGGUAAAAGAAGAGGACUGACUAGCCAAAGUAAGUAUUAAUAAAAAUAUUUAGGUAACAAUAAAAUAAAAAAGUAUUUCAAUAUGUAUAGUAUAUUUGUUCUUUGUUAGUUUAAUAUUUUUAAAAAGGAGACAGGAAAUUAUUUUAUUGCUUGAAAAAACAAACAACAAAUUUAAAUUGCUUUCUACGAAACAAAUAUGUAAAUUAAUCACAUGUGGCUUGGAUAUUUUUUGUUUAUGCUAUAAAGUAAAAUAAAUAUAUGACAAUAUAUUAGAAGAGGAUAAGUUAUAUUUUUAAAUAAAAAGCUUUUACUUUUUCACAACUUAGAUAUUGAAUAAAAAAAGAGAUUUACCUACAUGUUUAACUUUUAAUAAAGAAUAUUAGCGUCUUGAAAAGGAUAUACUGGAUCUUGAUCAAUUACUUCUUUAUAGAAAUUUAAAUUUGGCAACUCUCUCCAUUCAGCUCCAUAAUGCUCAACAAAUUCGCCACGAAUACUGCUUUCUGAGGAUCCACUCGCAAAACAUCAGGAUUCAACUUUACUAAUGAUUUACCACGUUUAUUAAGGCUUUUUGAAACUCCACAAUCGUUUCUAUAAUUUACUUCGCCGUGUACUGUAAUAUUAUUGGUUUCUUCUAUCUUUCCAAAAUAAAUCUUUUGGCACAGUUAAACUGAAAAUACCAGUUAGUUGGAGGUUUAAGCACUGACGUAGUUACUUUCAUCCAAUUAAAAUAAUCCCAGUUUUUUCCUAAAACCAGGACACUGGCAAAUUCUUUAAUUAUUUUGAAAUAUUCUUCUGGAUUUGCAAUUGCAGGGUAUUUUUUUUUUACUUUUCGUUCAAUUAGUCCAAAUACACGAUCAGGAGAAAAAAAUAAAUUCAAUUUUAGAGAUGUGAUUUGAAGCCAAUCUAUAAAGCCACGCAAUGAACAUUCCAGAAACAAUUGAGUUUCUGUUCUGACCAGCGGAUUCAUCAGCAAAAAGACGAACAGUGGUAUUUCCUUCAGAAAAAUUGUAUUUUGAAAGAUAAUUAAAGAGGGUUGAGGCUAUGAUACUAGAGUUUUUUGGUAGUUGCUGAUCUGUCCACAGAUAUGAAGAUACAUUUUCUAGAUUUAACCUUGCAGUUGAUGUCCCCUUUAGGACUGUAAAAUUAUAUAAAUAAAAUUGCUGUGAAAAAUAAGCUGACUGAUCAACCAGUUUUGGUAGAGCCAGAUUUUUCUGACAAUCUAAUAAGAAACACUGAAUGUUAUUGUGUUCUGUUUUAAGAUACCAGUGAAAAGCCUAUGCCUUCAGCUUGUGUACUCUAUUCGCUACCAUAAUUUCAUUUCUAAGGUUUUGAUUUGCUUCAGUCUUCAGUUUUUCUUGCACAUAUCUGUAAGAGGUGUUCCGAAGCCUAUGUUGUAGUUAAUCUUGACAUAAUUUCUAAAUAAGCAUUCUUUUACUCUUAAAUGCUCAUCCACUGAUUCAUUGUACAUUUUAUGAAGUUUUCGGAUAUUUAGCUCACUAGGCAAGUACCUUUCAGUACUCCCUGGACCCUGUCCUUUUUUAUACGCAAGAUUUAAAAAAAAAUACGACAAACUUUCGCCCCUUUUCCAUCAAAUUUCCGAAUGCUGUACUUAAUUGUAAGCGAUUUCUUUCCGCGAGUAUUACCUCGAAUCCUGGACUUCUUUGGUUAGUCAACGCUGCAAUACUUAUGUAUUAGUAUUCUUGGUAUAGUUUGUCUUUUCUUUUUUAAAAUAAGUCAUGUAACGCUUUUACAUCGCACAUAAUUAUAUUCCAAGUAAUUUUAAUGUUUGCAGUCUGGAAUUUUUGGGAGGUCACUUGCCCCAUAUCUGCCAAAAAAUACAACGCAUUCUUCUCAAUCUGUUAGAAUGGCAUGAAAAAAAUUACUUGCAAGGAAUUAUUCCGUAGUUGCCUCUUAUGGGUUUCUGGUUGCUUCUGUUUUUUUCUGCUUUUAUUUGGAAGUUUUUUUGUCAAUUUGGUUUCAAAUACUUCCAUUUUCCUUAUCAAAAAACAGCGUGCACUUCUAAACAAAGCCCAAACGAUACUAUUCUUGGAUACUAAUUAAAAAAGCAUGUUUGUUGUUCGUCCGUUGACAAAAUAUUGUCCGUUAGCAGAACGCAGCUCAACUAUUUGUUAAAAUUUACUUGGCGGGAUAUGUACAGCUGCAAUUGGCGGAUUUUGAAUAUAAACGUGAAUUUAAUGUUUAAAUUACCCAAGACUUGGCGUAUUUUGCGAUUAAAUGAAAAUUCAAAUACGUGUAGAAUGCAACUCCCUUUCCAGAGUAUCUCAAUUUUCGUAUUUUUUUGACUUGGCGGGUUUUGCAUCUAUACGACUCACAUACAGAGUGCAAAGUGAUUUGUCAAUGUUGCCAUUAUCUUAAUUACAGGUACUCUUGAAUAGAUACAGAUUUCAUCAUCCGUUUGGCUUUAAAUGAUCAAAACUUUAUUCCGAAUAGAAUUCACUGAGAGAAACGUUUGUUUAAUGUUAAGAAACCUUAUUAAUAUUUAACAUAUGGUAGGUUUGGAUAUGGCCGAACUUACGUAAGUUCACUAUAACCACGUCAUAAGUUAAAAGCUCAUCAGUUAAAAAAAAAACACCGAUAUAUUAAUAUUAAACUUAUUUACUGGUUUAAAAUGAAAAUAGAUUUAUUAACAUAAAUCAAAUAUGUUAAAUGUUAACAAAUAUAUGUUUUAACGUUAUAUUUUAAUUGUUCAAUACAACAUUUUGUUACGUGCACAUUUUACCUUGGGAAUAUUUUACCCUAAAAAGAUAAAGAUGUCUUAGAAAAAAAAUGAAUUUAUUCGUAAUAAGAUAAAUCACAAUAUUAAUAAUAGUUUUCAGUCAUCUGUGUUUCGAAACCCUAAAAAUAAUAAAUAUAAAUAACAAUAUCAAUAAGAUAUUUAGGAACAUAAAACUUACCAAUAGAUUUAAUCACACCCUUAUUUCUCGCCUUCAUCGUCUGCAUAUAUUUUACUAAGUGUAGUUUUAAUUCUAAAAAACAAUACAAAAUAUAAAUCGACAUUAGAUACCUCACGAUGAGUAGAAUGUUAUUCCAACGAAAUACUAAAUUAUAAAUGUUUACCCUAUUUAAAUAAUUUAGAGAAAUUUAGUUAUUUAGUUAGGUAAUUUAGGGUAGAUUUUCUUUAAAAUCUUUAUUAUGAUUUUAUAUAGGACUUGUUUAUUUCUAUCAUGUCAAAGUCAUUUUGUUGUCAAUUUUCUUCUUUUUCAAAUACUUCUAAUUAAUUAAAAUAAUUACAUUAAGGUACAACAAUCAGGUUAAUUUAGAUAUCUUAUCUGGACAUGAACUGACCACUGACCACUUUUUAUAAAUCUUUUUUUAUACUCUCAUAUCUGACCUUUUGAAUAAAAUGGCUUCUUGCUGAACCACCUGGGUUUAAGUUUUCGAAUUUUCGGAUUUAUUUGGCCAGUAUUUUUAACCCUCAUCUUAAUUCUUACAAGUUAUGUUUCAUUUAAGUUGAAUCACAUAUUGUGGAUUUUAUUGCUUGUAAAAGAAAGGCCCCUCACAUCUGUGGUAAGUUCAACCUGUCCAUGCUUUCCUAAAAAUCAAGUAUUAAUAAUGUUGUUUCCUUUUAGGCCUUUAAGUACUUAUUUAAGUACUUAUUUACGUACUUAUUUACGUUUUAUGCGUUCAUUUAUUCAUUGAAUAUUUAUUUGAACAAGAUUAUUUGAAUCGAGAGAUAGUAAGACUUCAAAUCCCUUAGCCCUCAAGUAAGGACUACCUUUCUUAUUUUAAUGUACCUGAACGUAGCAGCUCUCAUUACCAUCUGUACACUAGAGUAAAGUACAAUAUAUAUAGUUGAUAAGAUUUAAGAUAAUAAUUAAAACUCACCUUUUUCUGUGCACCUUAUAGUACUACAAGGGGGAACGUAAAUCACCUUUAUAUUAUUAACAGUAUAGAGAACAUACUAAACAUUUGUAGGAGAUAAUAACUCCAUGGUAAAUUUUGUGCAUCAACUAAAAGAUAAAAAUAUUAAAUUAAAUCCCAGGACAAAAUACUUUCAUUAACCACCCCACUCUUCGAAUAAUAAAUUUAAUAGAGUUAGCUUGGGAAAAUAGUAAUCUUUGCCACCCCUUACAGUCCUGGGGAGACUAGGAGCGUGGCAAUUUGUAUCAUAGUUAUCAAAUGUGAACUUUUACUAUUAAACGUUAUUUGUAAAUGUUAAAAUGUGAUUCUUAACAGUUAAUAAACCUAUGUUUUGUAUUAUAUUUCAUUAUUUAAUAAAACAGUAUUCUAUAUUUUCAAGACAUCUUUGUAUCUUAG